Molecule: messenger RNA, 435 nt
Organism: Pseudonaja textilis
Lineage: Eukaryota; Metazoa; Chordata; Lepidosauria; Squamata; Elapidae
Source: RefSeq, a predicted model, not a curated record
AUGAGGUUCGCUGGGCGUGGGGCCCAUCUCCGAGGAAGCUGCGCCGCGCUCUCUCUCCGUCGCCGGGCCCGGAGUCCCGGUCUCCCUGCCGCCGGGGCCAUGAACUCCACGCUGGGGAACCAGACGGAGGUGCUGGGGCUGCUGCUGGCCAACGGCACUGACUCUCUGGAGCGAGCGCUCCAGGCCUUCACGCCCAAGUCCGUGGUGACCGACGACGGCUUCGUGGUGACCGCGCCGGACGAGAGGAGCCUCUACAUCAUGCGGGUGGUGCAGAUCGCCGUCAUGUGCGUCCUGUCGCUCACCGUCGUCUUCGGCAUUUUCUUCCUCGGCUGCAACCUCCUCAUCAAGUCCGAAGGCAUGAUCAACUUCCUGGUGAAGGAACGGAGGUCGUCCAAGGAGGUGGAGGCGGUGGCCGUGGGGCCCUACUGACCCGGG